Molecule: messenger RNA, 690 nt
Organism: Closterium sp. Naga37s-1
Lineage: Eukaryota; Viridiplantae; Streptophyta; Zygnematophyceae; Desmidiales; Closteriaceae
Source: the annotation of a GenBank genome assembly
AUGCAAAUCUUCGUGAAGACUCUCACCGGCAAGACUAUUACCCUCGAGGUCGAGAGCAGCGAUACUAUUGACAAUGUUAAGGCCAAGAUCCAGGACAAGGAGGGGAUUCCUCCUGACCAGCAGCGUCUGAUUUUCGCUGGCAAGCAACUGGAGGAUGGCCGUACUCUUGCGGACUACAAUAUCCAGAAGGAGUCUACGCUUCAUCUGGUACUUCGGCUUCGCGGUGGCAUGCAAAUCUUCGUGAAGACUCUUACCGGCAAGACCAUCACCUUGGAGGUUGAGAGCAGCGACACGAUUGACAACGUUAAGGCGAAGAUUCAGGAUAAGGAGGGGAUCCCCCCUGACCAGCAGCGUCUGAUUUUCGCCGGCAAGCAGCUCGAGGACGGACGUACGUUGGCCGACUACAACAUUCAGAAGGAGUCGACUCUGCAUCUGGUGCUUCGCCUCCGCGGUGGCAUGCAGAUCUUCGUGAAGACUCUUACCGGGAAGACGAUUACUCUGGAGGUUGAGAGCAGCGACACCAUCGACAACGUGAAGGCGAAGAUCCAGGACAAAGAAGGCAUUCCGCCUGACCAGCAGCGUCUGAUUUUCGCCGGCAAGCAGCUCGAGGAUGGCCGCACUUUGGCUGAUUACAACAUCCAGAAGGAGUCCACCCUCCAUCUGGUGCUUCGCCUCCGUGGUGGUCAGUAG